Cryptomeria japonica (Japanese cedar) is the source of this 1632-nucleotide messenger RNA. Its product is annotated as leucine-rich repeat receptor-like serine/threonine-protein kinase At1g17230. Lineage: Eukaryota; Viridiplantae; Streptophyta; Pinopsida; Cupressales; Cupressaceae. The coding region runs from base 1 to 1632 and encodes 543 amino acids. The transcript has a single exon. The record is from RefSeq and is a predicted model, not a curated record. Gene Ontology annotation, molecular function: protein binding.
AUGGGUGCCAAGGAGUUGAUGUUCAUCAUAUUGAUUGUUAAUGUCUUCUGGCUCAGCUCCAGUUUAUCUGAGGAAGGGAAAGCGUUGAUGUUGUUCAAGAAUGGCCUUGACAAAGAAUCACACAAGUUGCUUUCUUCAUGGAACGAAUCUUCCCAGUUUCCCUGCAAAUGGACUGGAAUCACAUGUGAUAAGUUCCAAAAGGUGAGUGCUAUCGAUUUAGCUUCGUUAAAUCUGGAAGGCUCCCUGAAUUCGUCUGUUUCCUCUCUUCAUAGCCUGAAAAGAAUUGAUCUCAGUCACAACAGGCUGACUGGAAGCAUUCCACCUUCUUUCCUCAAUCUGAAAAAUCUUGAGGAACUUGUACUUGAGAAUAAUUAUCUGUCUGGUAGGAUUCCGCCUGAGCUCGGACAAAUGCGGAGCCUUAGGCUGCUGAGCUUGGGAGUCAAUAAUCUUCAAGGAGAAAUCCCGGCGGAGCUCAUAGGAAUGAAGGAACUGGCGUUCCUCAAUCUCACAGUGAAUUAUCUCAGUGGCGGCAUACCGGCACAAUUGGGGAAUCUUACAAAGCUACAGGUGCUUCGUCUGGGGCUAAAUAAUCUUACUGGACCAAUUCCAAUGGAGUUAGGUAGAUUACACAAGCUGCAAAUUCUGGAGCUUUUUGAGAACCCGUUGGGAGGCAGAAUUCCAGAAGGUAUAUUUGUGCUUCGUAAUUUGACUGUGCUCUAUCUUGAUAACAACCUUCUUUCAGGUAACAUUUCUCAAAGCUUGGGGAAGUACAGCGAUAUUUCAAGAGUAAGCUUCUCCAGCAACAGCCUGACCGGAAAUCUUCCUCCGCAGAUCUGUCAAAGGGGAAGACUGCAGCUGUUAAGCGUGAAUCGCAACAACUUUUCAGGUGGCAUACCGAUGAGUAUCAGGAAUUGCAAUAGCCUGCUUCGGCUUUGGCUGGAUCGAAAUCAGCUGGAAGGAAGCAUAACGAAUGCCUUGGGGGAAUAUCCGAGUUUGACAUACCUGGAUAUCAGUUUUAAUCACCUUCACGGUGAAAUUCCGCCUGUUUUAGGGCAGUGCCACAACCUUAUUGUACUCGUCAUGUCGGGGAAUAAUUUGACGGGGACAAUUCCUCUGGAAAUUACUGGCCUCAAAAAACUCGCAGUCCUCAAUAUUUCGAGCAAUCAUAUAAGAGGAAGUAUUCCGCCAGAGAUUGGCAAUAUAAGCACAUUGUUUCGGAUAAAUAUGAGCAACAAUGAGCUUACAGGGACAAUACCUGUGCAGAUUGGGAAGUUGACUGCGCUACGAACUUUAGCUUUGAGCAGAAAUAAUCUGUACGGUGAAAUUCCAUCAGAGAUCGGCCAUUUGCAAAGAUUGCGGGAGUUGCGUCUGGAUGGAAAUAAUUUUACCGGAAGCAUUCCGGCAAGGGUUGGUAAUCUGGUGAAUUUGCAAAGAAACCUUGAUCUUAGUUACAAUUCACUAUCUGGAACAAUUCCUGCUCAAUUAUCGAACUUGGAGUCGCUAAAGAUCCUGAAUCUGUCUCAUAACAAUCUCACAGGUCGAAUUCCGUCAAGUUUCCAGGAUUUGCGGAGCCUUGAUACGUUGGACCUGUCCUACAACCACCUGGAAGGUCCCCUUUGGAGAUGUGCAUGA